AAGAGGGCUCGACAGCCAAGCGAUCCAUGUGUUUGCCAACAACUUGUAACCAAGCCUGCAAGCAAGGGUGGAAAGUGUCGCGUUCGCCAUCUCACAGACUCACACUCGCUUCCAGCUAGGUUCGUUCAUAUGGCUGCAGCAGGGUGGUUCAUCGUCGUCUGCGGCGGCGGCAGCCUCGCCCUCGACGUCACGGCGCUUGUCUUGGCCGUCCUCGCGGAGGAGUGCGUCCCCGGGGUGAUCCAGUUCACGCUCGAGGACCCACACCAGAGGUUAUGCAUGCUGCUGCUGCUGCUGGCCGUCCCAGUUGGUGCGUUGCUGCUGCUGGUCGAGUCGUGCUGGCUGAAGUACGAGCAGCAGCAGCAGCCGCCGCCCCCGCCGGCCGAUGUCACGCUCCUGGUCGUCCUGAUCGUGCUCCAGUGGCUGAUCGCGUUUGUCGCCGUCGGAGCGGCGUCCUCCGCGCUAAUCGUGGACCUCGUCGCCACGCCCGUGUGCGCGUCGUACCAGCUCGCCGCCGACGGGACGGCAUGUGCCGGCGGGGCUCUCGCUGCGGCGUCGGCGGUCGGGCUGCUCUGGGUCCUCUGGUCCCGGUUGCACCAUGCCCAGGCGCCUCCGCAGGCUCAAGCCUAACUCCUUCCUUUGUCGCCGACGCCGACGGUCUCUUCUUGCUUCAUUUCCCCCAUCUUCUGUUUCGUUAUGCAUCUUUGUUCAAGACUGAGAACGGCAUGGCCACCCGGUCUUGAAGAUAGGAAAUGCUUUUCUGCUGUAGUGUGUGGGUAUGUGCUAUCAGAACCUUUUUCUACCUUUUUUAGUCGAUCUAAACCAUUCUUUGGUUUGACGGUAGUGUGAGCGGUUUGAUCCUUGUAUGAAGCAGAAGUAAAUCGUGGCAAUUUGACUUCGUAGCUGGUAAAUGCAUGUCUCUGAUGCGCAUCGAUGCACUCUUGAUUUU
Molecule: messenger RNA, 946 nt
Organism: Triticum aestivum (bread wheat)
Lineage: Eukaryota; Viridiplantae; Streptophyta; Magnoliopsida; Poales; Poaceae
Exons: 2
Coding region: 130-627 (165 amino acids)
Source: RefSeq, a predicted model, not a curated record